This is a messenger RNA of Caenorhabditis sp. 36 PRJEB53466, 3739 nucleotides long. Lineage: Eukaryota; Metazoa; Nematoda; Chromadorea; Rhabditida; Rhabditidae. The record is from the annotation of a GenBank genome assembly.
AUGUCGAGAGCACGCGCGGUCGCCGACGAAGACGUCGACGCGGCGGAAGUGCCGGAGCCCUCAUCCAUUGAGCCGCCGAUCGUGGAGGAGCCCGAGGAGGCAGAGACGAGCAGCGGUUGGUGGUGGAGGUGGUGGCACAGCGAACGCGUCCGAUUAGCUGAUCUCACCGACGACGUCGUCGACGACAUCGGACAUUCGCAUUUUAGGCAAAAUCGGAGUGGGUGGGCAGAUGCUCGGGGGCCAAGAGUGAGGACAAAUCUGCAAAUAUAUCACGGAUUUUCAGAGAGUUUUCAGAGAAAAGAAAAAGAAGAAAAGGGGAAUAAUGUGCUGAAAAGUACAACAAUGGAUGAUGAUUCAGAUCGGCCGCGGGUGUCAUGCCUUUUCUAUUUUUACAUUGUUUUGUAAUGGAAUAAAGAGAAUGAGUCAAUCGUAAUAAAGCUAUUCGGAGAAACGAAUUCCCUGGAUAGUAUAUAUAUGGGCACGAAAUGAGAACUCGCUUUCUGUUUUCGUAGACGGUUCCGUACGAUCGGAAGGGAAGUGAGAAGCAGCAUCUGGUCUUCUGAAUCCCGCCCAAAAAUGCAAUGCAAGUGACCCGAAAGUGUUCGCAAAGACAGACACUUUGUCCCGUUUCCAUCUAUCCAUUUUUGCUUGCUUGUUAAUAUAAUAGUGUGGGAUGUCGUCGGCGAGUAAACGGGGUGUGUGUGUGGGGGGAAAAGAGGCGAAAGACAUUGAAACUGAACUUUUUUAUGCGUGUGAGAAGUGCGAAAUAGCGCACAAAAGUGGCGAGACGGAGAUAACGAAAGCGGGCAAAAAACGGGGGGUGAAAGUGAAAGCGAGAGGAGGAAGGGGCUCUUCAAAAUGUGUAUGUGUGUGUGUCAUUUACUUUGUAAACAUCGGAUACCCCGGGGCACAGCACAGAAAUACUAGGGGACGCCGAAGAAGAAGAAGAAGAAGAAGAAGGAGAAGAAGGAGAAGAAGGUCUCUCCUUCUUUUUCGGCGGCCGAGAAAUAAUUUUCAGAGAAUAAAGAUAUCUGGGAAAGUGAGGAAAAAACGGAUUAGAAUGAAUGGAGGAGAGAGAAAAAGAGAUUGAUAAGCGGGAGCAUGUGCUCCGCUCGCAGAGGGCUUAAUUGAAAUGAAUGGGAAUGAAUGGAGAGGAUACAUCACCUGCUCUGAUUGAUUUGCUCCGAAAAGCCAUGUCAUGCAAAUUGAGGGCUGCUUCUGAAGCCACGUGCUCGCAGAACAAGACUCUCGAAAUGAGCGAACAUCUUGAGCUGGCGGAGGCGGGAGAUGAUCUACCGUACUCUCAGCGCCCCUUAAUGCAAAUGAAAUCAGUGAAGCGCGUGCACAUUGUGCCACAUGAAUGGAAUUGAAAACAUUGAUUACUGUAGGCGACGAGACACUGACUCUAUUCUGAUGAUAUGUUUUGAUCUCUGAAUGUUAAUGUAGUCGAGAAGAAUGUGCAAAGUCAGAAGUCAGAACAAUAUUGCAACGCGAAGGUCAGUGGCAAGCUAUAAACUGACGUGAAAGUACGAACAGAUACAAAAAAAAGAGAAGGUAAGAAGACGGGGGUUCACGAUGGAAAGAUGCAGCUUACGAGGACUUAUAGUCGGAUUAUGAGGCGAGAGGGGGAUUGUUCACUUAUUCGGAGAGGUGAUCAGACGGGUGCGACGCGGUCGAAGCGUAGCGGCCGAGUCGCUGCUCCUCUCGCACAUGUUCAACUAGUGGGGGAGCCAUGUUUCUGGCCGUCUACUGCUGACUGCCCUCAUCGCGAGAAGAGAAGAAGGCGCUUCUUCUUCUUCCUCUUCUUCUUCUUCUUCUUCUUCUGCUCCUUCGUCUUCUGGCCUCUUCUUCUGCUUCUCCCUCUCUUUCUCUCGCCCUCCUUCUCCUGUGUGUGAGUGUGAGAGCAUGCCGAGCUCACACACACGGGCUCACGCGGCUUCACGCAGCUUCACGUCGCAUGCAUUUAGACGGUGGCGGCGGCGACGAAAAACGCGUGAGCGUGCGCAGUCCCCAAGCUGGCAGUAGCCCCCGACACACAUACGCGGCGCGCGCGAGCACAACUACAUAGCGAUAUGAUUCGUGAAUUUAGAGUGUACGUUUUGUCGAGAGAAGACGACGCCGUCCAAUUUAAUUAGUACUCCUCGAUGCGCGGCGCACACACGCUCCCCUUUUGGGCACCGCCCGUCUCUCCCUUUCUCCUCCCUUCUCUCGUGGAGCUUGAGCCCCUCAAGAAGGAUUCAAAACAGCUCACGACGAACAUUUGCGAGCAUUCGCUCUGACGCACUCAAAUUUUUUAGAGGAUAUCGCGUUGAGUCUAACUUCAUUUCUUUACACACAAAAUCAUGUCUUCGUUUCGCAAAAGCUCCGAAAGCAUCAGUAUGAAGUCAAAUAGGCUGACUUUUCGGAGUUUUUCAGAAAUUCAAAUAAUUUUCGCGUGUUCACCGUGAACGCGACGACGACGACGACGACGAGGACGGAGUGAAUCGCGCAUGCAUCAGCAGAGAGGACAAUGGAGCCAUAUGCGCGCACGAGCACAUUGCGACGACUCCGGAUUUUCGGUCGGCCGAAAAGAUUGAGGGGGAUUCGACGGAAAAACGAUGAAAGUCUGAAAAGGAAAACCUCUGAAACAAUGAGAGUUACUAGAAGUUGGCAAGUGUAUUUGUUUAGAUUACUUCGAUGUUUCAUAGGUUCUGCAAUUAAGAGUAUUGAACACUGAUUCCGAUAUUAUGUCAGCCCAACGACGACCAAUUUAGUGCUUCAAAUGAAAUCUGUUUUCUCUUCCAUUUUUAAGGUCAACUUUGUUUUUUUUAUUUUUAUUGGAUUAAUAAAGAUUUUAUUUUUGCGUUUACUUUAUUUAAUUGUUGCAUUUCACUUUGAUUCCCGUUUUCUCUAAAUUUAUUUUGCUAAAAUGAAUUUAGUGGCACUUGGUGCAAGUGCGCUCUAUUGAGAAAUGGCCGCGCUUUGAUGGCCUAGGUUUUGCGCGCGAAUUGCGUUCCUCACAUUUUCGUCCAAAAUUUCAUCUUGAUUGUUUUGAAUUGCUCCGCAAACUUCUGAAGCAGUUUCUUUUUAAACAUUAAAAAACAAUUAGAAUCUUACGUUUUAUUGAUUUUCUCAAACAAAGCUUCAAAACGCUGCUUGGUUAUCCGCUAAUUCUUGUCUUAACGCAUUUCUAGUUAAUCGACCUGUUUUUAUUUCAGAAAAUGCCUCCUGGAAGACCCGCAGGCAAAGAUAAACUUCGCGAGAUGAGCGAGACAGCUCCGUACUUGUUCGCCAAAGACCGACUCGCCACGUUCAAAAAUUUCUCGCUCGACAAAAUCGAAGACGCAAGGUGCACGUCGGACGAGGUGUGUUCAUUGAUUCUUUCACCUUUGUCUCUCUUUUACGGUCAAUCGUUCAGCUCGCGCGCGCAGGAUUCUACUGCACUGGCAUAGAGUCGGCCAAGUGUCCGUUCUGCCUCAAAGAGCUCGAUUUCGAACCAGAAGACGAUGCAUGGUCGGAGCACAAGCAGCGCGGAGUGAACUGUGAAUUUGUGAAAAUCGGAAAGCCCGACGACACGAAGCUCACCGUCGAAGACGUUAUCCGUCUUGCCACUCGCAGCGUCGCCAUGGCCAAAUACGAACAACAUGUGGCACUUCUCGAGGAGUGGAGAAAGAAUUUGAAUCACGACACGAUGGCCGAGCAGCUCACUAAACUGAUGACUGCGACGCCGAAACCGAAAACUGGCACUCGGACCAAAUAA